Sinocyclocheilus anshuiensis is the source of this 1700-nucleotide messenger RNA. RefSeq names its product protein FAM78B-like. Lineage: Eukaryota; Metazoa; Chordata; Actinopteri; Cypriniformes; Cyprinidae. The record is from RefSeq and is a predicted model, not a curated record. The coding region runs from base 720 to 1538 and encodes 272 amino acids. The transcript has 2 exons.
AACCGCUUGGAUAAAAAAAAAACAAAAAAAAAAAAACAGCUGAAGUAUUGUAUUACACCAGAGGAACCUGACUACCCUUUAAUAGGACAAGGGCGACACAAAGUAACCCGACUGGUCACGCUCUUUAUAUCUCUCAGAUAUGACGCGGAAAUUAAGAGCAUCGAUAUUUGAUUUGACACCAGAAAUUUUGGUCUCAAGUUAUGCCAGAAGACGCAGCGUGGGGCUCGACCUGUAACGGGACUAUGGAUUUAAGCUUGAAGUAGUUGCUUGUUCUUCUGGUCAUCCUGAGGGACCUUUUGAAUUAUAGAGCGUCUCAACGGCAUAAGACUGUUGACUGGAGCGCAGCGUAACAGGUCGUAAUGCCGCACUAUUGGACGGUACCGAACAGGUGCUACUUAGACAUUUCUGGUUUUAAAUCAAAGGGACGUAUGAGCUGACAUAUAUUUUGAGGCAACAAACAUGAUAUAGCUAUAUAAUAUAAGAAUGAAUAUGUAAGGUUAUUGUUAUUUUAGCUUGACUGAAGGAGGGGAAAGACCUGGGAUUUAUUACUGUAUUAAGAGAUUACAAGACAUGCGAAAUUAUUCAUUAUGCUGACAUGUCAGGAAUCAUGUCAUAGCACUGUAGCCACAGAUUUGGGCCCUUUUUCUCUCAUCAUGAAUAUUACUGCUUCAUUUGGAUACUGAUGGGUGUUUGUGCUGCCAGUCUAAAGAGCCUCCACCAUGGGAUGUGUACAGAGUGUAAAACUCAAGCCAAGUUUUCAUGAGAACAUCACAGUCCUGGAACUGCAAGCCUCCAUUGAUCCUAGUCCGACUGUCAUCGAUGAGUCAUCUAAUGUGGUUCUGCGAUACCGUACGCCUUACUUCAGGGCAUCAGCUCAGGUGCAGGUGCCACCCAUGCUUUGCAAAGAUAUCUGGACCGUUGGCUGGAUCCAGGCUUGCAAUCAAAUGGAUUUCUUCAAUAUAUAUGGGAAUGAAGGAGUAUCCAGCUGGGAGCUCCCAGAGCUGAAAUGUGGGCAGAUCCGGGCCAUUAGUGAUUCAGAUGGUGUGAAUUACCCCUGGUACGGCUGCACCACUGAGAUGUACAUGAUGGUGGGUCCCACUAAGAAGAGCACCAAACUCACCACCUGCAUGAAUGACAACUUCUGCCCAAGUGUGACGUGGAGUGUCCCAGUGGGCACCACCAGCAGUCCCACUCUCCUGAGCUCCAUCCAGAGGGACCAACACUUCACCACAUGGCUCGUGGCCAUGAACGAAACCACAGCUGAGAUGGUGCUACUCCGAACCAUCCGCUGGAGGAUGCAGCUCUGCAUUAAAGUGGAUCCAAUGAAGCCUCUGGGUCAAAGAGCCACAGUUGUGGAGCCACUGAUCCAGGAACAGCCUCAAGUCCUGGUCAGAAAUGAACCUAUCCCAACAAACGCCUUGCUUAAGCCUAAUGCCAAUGAUGCACAGGUUCUAAUGUGGCAGCCUAGAAAUGGGGAGCCCAUUGUGGUCAUACCCCCAAAAUAUUGUUCCAAUGAAGGAUAUUUACUUCCAGCUUGAACUGAAAUGAUUCAAUAAUGCUCAGUUAAAUGAAGAAUGGCAUGGAGUGAGUAUGAGAAUGAUCAACAGGGUUACUGAUUUAAAGUUUUAAAAGAACAAAUGUAUUAUUUGUGUAUUUAUUGAUGGUUGAUAGGCUGUUUGAAAAGAUAGUCCACCUAAAAA